AUGGCUCCAUUCUCCUUUUCCAUGCCUCACCUCUGCGAAAGCGACAACGAUUGGCCCUCCGAUCUUAUGUCUAUCGAUGAAAGCUCGGAUCACAGCAGCGUAACGGUAGAAAAUGACCCAGACCGGGUGUUGAACAUCCAGACGGGAAUUCGAUCAGGCCCUCUUUUUGAAAACAAUCCUACACCCGCUGAGUUCGAUGAAAUUAUUGAGCUCGACUCAGACACUGAGGAGGGCUUCAAUGAACAAGACUACCUGACCGACGCUGCGUUCAAUCGGCUACUACAAAACUGGCACAGAGCCCCCCAAGGACAAGAUGCUGAUGCCGAGGUGCAGUUCAUUGAUGUCCAACCAGCCAAGCGUCCCCUAACAGAAUGGUGCGCGAAUGGCAUUGUCUACACACCGGGGCAAUCCCUAGAAAUUUUUGAUGGAAAUUUUAUCCGGAUAGAGAGCAUAUCCCAGCACGUUGUGUCUAAGGAGAUCUUCUUCAAUGGGAGGCACUUAUUGCGUGCUACCAACCACAAGGGCACAUAUAUCCCCAAGUGGCCCAACGAGCUCAUUUGGAUAGCAAAUGAGAAAAGAAAUAUCGGACUGCCAUUGAUUAAGCGCAUUGUAAAUAUCACUUUCACGAAUACCUGCCAUGUGGAGCAUGAUCCCCGGAAGAAGCAGCGUCCUCACGGUCUGUUCUGCAGGCUGAAGGAGAACUACCGCCUGAAGCCAGAUGAUCCAGCAUCAGUUGAAUACAUCUCCUUCGAGGAGGCAGAUGAAGGGUAUAGGGCUCAUCCCAGCAGUCUACGCAAGGCGUGGAGAGGAACUACCCGUCCUUUUGGAGCGAGUGAUGCCCCGCAGGCCAUCGAUCUCGAGGGACCUGUAAUUGAUCUGACUGGACAAAGUACCGACGAUAAAAGCAGUCGGCAGUACACGUUUGGAGACGGCUUCUGCGGUGCUGGCGGAGUGUCCUGCGGCGCUCUCAAAGCUGGUUUGCGUCCAACCUGGGCAUUUGAUAAUUCCAGACACGCGAUAAAUACCUACCGUCUCAAUUUCCGUGAUGCCGAGUGCGAAGACUCGGAUGUCUUCACCUUUUUGACGAACGAUUAUGCGUUUCUCAAAGUUGAUGUUACGCAUGGGUCUCCGCCAUGCCAAACCUUUUCCCCAGCUAAGACCAUACAGUGCGCUACAGACGAUGCAAAUUCCGCAUGCAUCUUUUCGUGCGCCGAGAUGAUUCGGAAAGCAAAGCCGAGGGUACAUACGAUGGAAGAAACAAGUGGGUUGUACGAGCGGCAUCGAGAGACAUUUCACCGUGUGGUUCAGGAUUUUAUUGAAAUCGGUUACUCUGUGCGGUGGACAAUUCUGAAAUGUGCAGAUUAUGGAGUGCCACAGCUGCGACGACGAUUGGUAAUCAUUGCAUCUGGCCCUGGAGAGACACUCCCACCGUUUCCUGAAGCAACGCAUGGGCUACCUGGUUCCGGCCUCAGGGACUACGUGACGAUUAACCAGGUCAUUUCACGCAUCCCCCGCGGAGCCCCUGACCACGAUGUCGAAGGCGCGCUGCAACGUAGCGCGAUUGACCGAAGACCUUUUAACGCCAACAGACAGGCACGAACUAUUACCUGUGGCGGCGGCAAGAAUUAUCACCCCUCGGGCCGACGAGGCUUCACCAACAGGGAGUUUGCGUGCCUGCAGACUUUCCCUAUGCGUUUCCGCUUCGGGCCUCGCGAGGUACGAAAACAAAUUGGCAACGCAGUGCCGCCGAAGUUGGCAGAAGCUAUUUAUCGUAGUGUGAAAGCCUCGCUGCAGCGAACAGAUGAGGAGGAGACAAAUCUUCAGCGGCGAGGGCUACACUAAUCUUGGUAUAACCAUCGCCUCGUCUUUUGUGCAUCUUGUGCGGACUUCGUAUGCACUUUUUUGUUUAUUCUUCUUGUCGGAUUGUCAAAUCAAUGGCUUCAAUUAGAAUAUUCCUCGAUUAGAACAUCAUCACAAUGAGUCUCGUUUCUUGUUUACUUUGAGAACCUGUGUAUCUUAUGUUAUUUCUUUUCACAGUGAGUUUGGAAAGUAUUGGCGGGCUUGCGUUGUGUUCGGCCCUCGGUGUGGAAUUCGGGUACCCUCAGUGAGUGGAGUCCGACUGUCAGAGCUCCGAGGGGGGAAGAUGGGGAUGAUCCGCCAGGAGAUCCACAUGCCUUUGCCUCAAUUUGAUAGCCGCGGGAAGGCAUGAAGCCGUCCAACCGCGGAGAGAAGGGCGCAGCCGUCGCCACGAUCGGGGACGGGUUCUGGUGGGAGGACGUUGGAAAUGUUAGAGGAGCGAGAUGAAU
Molecule: messenger RNA, 2306 nt
Organism: Aspergillus welwitschiae
Lineage: Eukaryota; Fungi; Ascomycota; Eurotiomycetes; Eurotiales; Aspergillaceae
Product: DNA cytosine methyltransferase
Exons: 2
Coding region: 1-1842 (613 amino acids)
Cellular component (GO): nucleus
Molecular function (GO): methyltransferase activity
Source: RefSeq, a predicted model, not a curated record